Messenger RNA from Eremothecium cymbalariae DBVPG#7215, 1872 nucleotides. It is a transcript of the gene TRS85, whose product is annotated as Trs85p. Gene Ontology annotation, biological process: endoplasmic reticulum to Golgi vesicle-mediated transport; protein localization to phagophore assembly site. Bases 1 to 1872 code for a protein of 623 amino acids. Gene Ontology annotation, cellular component: phagophore assembly site; TRAPPIII protein complex; cytoplasmic vesicle. The record is from RefSeq and is a predicted model, not a curated record. NCBI's taxonomy places the organism in Eukaryota, Fungi, Ascomycota, Saccharomycetes, Saccharomycetales, Saccharomycetaceae. The transcript has a single exon.
AUGCUGUCAUAUGAGAAGUAUAUGAAUUUGCUACAUUACCCAGAUCAGUGGAGUCAGCCUGUUCCUCGAGAAAUAUCAAGGAAGGUUAUCUGUAAUGCACUAUCACCAUGUAUCAGUGUUCAGAGCACAGAUGCAUUAAAUCAACAUUUGGAAGAGGUAUUUAAAAUUGGGUCAUUGUACAAGUUGCUAAGAUAUUUUGGGGAUUAUAUACAAGAUCGAGAUCAGUUGGAUGAUAAAAUCAGUGCUAAAUUACAGCCCAAUAACCGGAGACAGAGGCAAAACUCGCUUUUUCAGAGGAACUCUUCGAGGUACAUUCGUUUCCAGACCCCUUUAACGGAUAUUAUAUCUGUGGGAGAUAACCACCAAGUGGAGUUCAAUGAUUUGGAGGAGUCUUUAUCUGAGUUUUUGAAAGAUAUUGAGGAGCAUACGGUGAAUGAUUCUCCUUGUGAGCUGCUAAAGCAUUCUAUUUUCCACAAAUUUAUUACUAUGUUAUCUUCAACAACUUUAUCUCCGUAUCAUUCGUUUAACCAUCCGAUUUUGGCAUUACUUGCACUUGAUAUUACUCAGGGAGAGGAAUAUGAGUUGGCUCGGGAGUUGUUAAUGGAGUUUAAAAACCUUCCCAAUACUUUGAGUAAAUUUCCAGCGUUCAUAAAUACAAAUGAUGUUUUGCCUGUUUUCAUUCUAUGUUUUGAUCAGUCAUCCCCACAACAAUGGGAAACUGUUCAAUCACUUAUGAAGGUAAUAAAAAAACAGUUAUUUGUUGAAAGUGUUCCGCUUCCCAUUUUCACUAACUUUCGCGAUAGAUCCAUAGUUUUACACCCACCAAUUACUAAUUCAUUACAAGAACAACUUUACGACUCUUCACAUCCAGUAUCUUUGAAAUUAUGCCCACGGUUGGUAAAAUUAAUCUAUGAUACUAUCAAUUCAAUGGUGGAGGAUUUGAUGAUCCCGUUCAUGAAUCGCAAGAUUUCUUUUUGGGAUGAGACUAUACUGCAGCCACGAAAGUCAAUUUUUCACAGCAAUAAACUUUUAAAAAGGUUUAUCUCGAAAUCAAGCGGUUCACCCACAGCUUCUAUGCCUACAUCUCCAGAUGGUCACUUUCUUGCUUCCUCAAAUGAAUUUUUGCUCCGAAAACUGGCUGACUGGUGUUUUAUGCUAUCAGAUUAUAAGACUGCAUAUUCGAUUUAUGAAAUACUAAUUAGAGAUUUUGAAAAUUAUCCAUUGUACAUGUCGUCAUGCCAGGAAUUCUCAGCCCUUUCCUUAUUAAUGGGAGCACAUUCAAUUGUAACAGCAAAAAUGAUAAAAAAUGACAUAGAUCCUUUAAUUAUGAAGUACCUUGACUAUGCAGUAAACAAUAUUAUUUCCCUAGACCAAAUCCGCUGUAUGAUAUAUAUGACAGAACUCUUUCUUUCCUUGAGUGAUACAUGGACAUCAGCUCCGUUUGCCAUAAAAUAUUUGGAGGUUAUAUUGCAAAAAGAGAAUUUAAAGUUGGGUCCCGUGUGCAGAAAUCUUAUUUGGGAACGCAUAAGCUUUGCAUAUAGGUUACGAAUUGAUCCCAGGAUUCACGCUGACGAUGACAGUACUUCAGACUGCGAUCAUGAUUUGGAAGAAGAAUUGUAUCUGAACCCUCACAAACUUCAUUGUGGCAAGAUACAAAACCAAGGAUUUACGAGAUAUAGGAAAGAAGCUGUCUUUCAAUUACUUGCUGCGAAGAAAUGGCUGCAGUGCGGCCAAACAAGACAAGGUGCCUGGUCAUUGAAACGCUGCAAUAGGGUAUAUCGUGAUCUACCUUUUGCUAAUGCCGAGGGAACUUUAUUGAGCAGACUUGCGGAUGCUGUAGUAGAUAGUGAAAAUAGUCAAAGAGCUAAUUAA